Molecule: messenger RNA, 1415 nt
Organism: Trichophyton rubrum CBS 118892
Lineage: Eukaryota; Fungi; Ascomycota; Eurotiomycetes; Onygenales; Arthrodermataceae
Exons: 3
Coding region: 1-1146 (381 amino acids)
Source: RefSeq, a predicted model, not a curated record
AUGACUAGUCUACUAGUCCUCAUGACUCCUCCUAAUACCCAAACUCCUCCUAUCACUCAAGCCCCUUCUAUUACCCAAGCUGCUCCUAUCACUCAAGCCCCUUCUAUUACCCAAGCUGCUCCUAUCACUCAAGCCCCUUCUAUUACCCAAACCCCUCCUAUCAAUCAAGCCCCUUCUAUUACCCAAACUCCUCCUAUCACUCAAGCCCCUUCUAUUACCCAAGCUGCUCCUAUCACUCAAGCCCCUUCUAUUACCCAAGCUGCUCCUAUCACUCAAGCCCCUUCUAUUACCCAAACCCCUCCUAUCAAUCAAGCCCCUUCUAUUACCCAAACCCCUCCUAUCAAUCAAGCCCCUUCUAUUACCCAAACUCCUCCUAUCACUCAAGCCCCUUCUAUUACCCAAGCUGCUCCUAUUACUCAAGCUCUUAUUAUUCAAGCUUUCCCUUUUACUCAAGCUCUUAUUACCCAAGCUUUUCGUUUUACUCAAGCUUCUUCUACCACCCAAGCUUCUUCUACUACCCAAGCUCCUCCUACCACUCAAGGUCCUCCUACCACUCAAGCUCCUCCUACCACUCAAGGUCCUCCUACCACUCAAGGUCCUCCUAUCACCCAAGCUACCACAAAUCUACACCAACAGUGGUCACAGAGGUACUGUAAUCUCGAAGAUCAAUUCAAAAGAGCACACAAGUCUAGAGAAAGAGCCUUUAUCUGUGCCUCACGCAGAAAGGACAGGAAUUUUGCUUUUCGGAUGGAGUCAGCCAGAAACGCCUCGAAAUGCCACUAUUUUAAUACCGGAUGCUGGUUGAAAUUCAACGAAGACGACGUCAGAAACUGCAGGGACUACGAAAACACUUUUGAGCUUCCUGACUACUGGAAUGAAGAAAUUCUACCGCCCACAACCUGGAAGUCCACCUGGCCGGCGCCGAAGUAUGCGACUGGUUGGUAUACGCAGCCUACACUUCCUCCGCCCAUUCCGAAGGCCAAUUUUCAAAAACUGAAAGUCGAAGACGAUGCUGUAUUACCGGUCGUCCUCUCUGGAACCCCCUGCCCCACUGGGCCACCCCCGGGUUAUGAAUUCUAUCCAAACCCCCAAACCACAGCGCCUCAACGGACAUUGAACUUCAAGCCUUGCCCGUUAUACCUAUAAAGCACUCCGUAACUGGCCAUUAACUAUCACACACUCGACAUCCUAUAAUUCGUGCUUUGGCUACUUUUUUUUGGAUGUCUUGGCUCCUUUCUGUGAUUGAUUCUCUUUAUGGAUUCCUCUUCUCUAUCUGUUAUAAUUUUUUGAUCCUCUGGAUUGUUUACUCUUCCUUUAUAUGAUUGAUACUUUUUAUAGAUUUGACUUCUCUAUUUAUCUUGAUUUUUUUGGAUCAUGUGGAUUAUUUACUCUUUUUCUAUCGAUUGAUUCUCUUU